Prosopis cineraria is the source of this 2232-nucleotide messenger RNA. RefSeq names its product adenine nucleotide transporter BT1, chloroplastic/mitochondrial-like. The coding region runs from base 704 to 1885 and encodes 393 amino acids. Gene Ontology annotation, biological process: transmembrane transport. NCBI's taxonomy places the organism in Eukaryota, Viridiplantae, Streptophyta, Magnoliopsida, Fabales, Fabaceae. The record is from RefSeq and is a predicted model, not a curated record. The transcript is spliced from 3 exons.
CGUUCCAAUUCUAUCAGACUAAAUGGCAUAAAAGGUCAAAUCUAACAUGCAUAAAUGAGAGAGAAGAGAGAUUGAAUGCGGAGAGGAGCACCUUAUUCCCCACUUGGCCUAUGAAUCAAUUUUUUUCCCCCCUUUUAUUACUACUUAUGAUUGUUACCAUUACUUCAUAAGGGAUAUAUGCAAACGACCCUAGAAACGGCAGGAGGAGGCGGAGCAAACGACGUAAAAAUGUCAUCACCCUCCGAUGUCGCAUGUGUUCACCCGAUUCCAUAGCACUAUUGAUUAAUCAAAUGCCGAGAAAACAGAGAAGCAAAGAAAACCUACCAUUAUAUAUACACAUCCCAUAUGGCGUGAUGCAGGAGAGAAUCAGUUGCUGUGAGGGAGUGACGCACACAGAUUAUUAUCUGUGCCUUCAAGCAUCCUUUUCUCCUUCCUCACCUUGGUAUUCACCGCGGUUGGAGUCGGAUUGUUGAACAAAUCAGUGCUGUUUCUUUACGCAUUAAGUCGCUCGCAUUCCAAACGUAAACCAGAGUAUUGGUUUUCUGUUCUCUUCAUGCCCUUUUAUCAAGAUCGAUUUCUUUGUAUGCCCAUUUAGUCAGAAACAAAUCUCCCUCCCCAUUACAGCCUCCACACGUUCGAAAAAUAUGAACAAGACGGAUUUACAUUAAACCCUAGCGUACACCUUGUCCCAAGGCUUGAAUUGAUGGGGAGGGGUGGAAUUCCGUCAAUUGAUGACGGAAGAGAUAGGCUUUUCUCAAUCUCAGAUUUGGGGUCUCCAUGGAGUAUUCAAGAGGGAUAUUAUCCUCCCGGAGGCUUAUUUGCCAGCGUGAAUCAGAUGGGAAUGGGUUUUGGCGCUCAACCCAAUGCUUCUGAUUCCCGCGACAAUGGCAACGAAAAACUACCCUAUGCUGAAAUGUUCGUGAAGUAUGUGCAAUCACUGGGCAAAGUUGAGAAUGAUGGAGCAAAGGAGGAAGAAGGGAAUAAAGGCAGGAAGAAGGGUGGUCUCAAACUGAAAAUUAAGGUCAGGAAUCCAUCACUAAGGAGGUUAAUUAGUGGCGCCGUUGCCGGGGCGGUGUCCCGAACCGCAGUGGCACCUUUGGAGACUAUAAGGACUCAUUUAAUGGUUGGGAGUAGCGGCCAUUCUUCUACUGAGGUGUUCAGCAAUAUUAUGAAGACUGAUGGUUGGAAGGGGUUGUUUAGGGGCAAUCUCGUAAAUGUGAUUCGGGUUGCACCAAGCAAGGCCAUAGAGCUAUUUGUUUAUGAUACAGUCAACAAAAAUCUAUCACCAAAGCCCGGGGAACAGCCAAAACUCCCUGUCUCUGCAUCAUUGGUUGCUGGAGCCUGUGCAGGAGUUAGUUCUACUAUAUGCACUUACCCUCUUGAGUUAGUCAAGACUCGACUAACUAUUCAGAGAGGUGUUUAUAAUGGUUUGCUGGAUGCAUUCUUAAAGAUAAUUCGUGAUGAAGGCCCUGCAGAACUUUAUCGAGGCCUUGCUCCCAGCCUUAUUGGAGUGAUUCCAUAUUCUGCCACCAAUUACUUCGCCUAUGACACACUGCGGAAAGCAUACCGAAAAAUUUUCAAGCAAGAGAAGAUUGGCAACAUUGAAACCCUCUUGAUCGGAUCGGCAGCUGGUGCAAUUUCAAGUAGUGCUACUUUUCCGCUUGAGGUAGCUCGCAAGCAUAUGCAAGUUGGAGCUCUGAGUGGAAGGCAGGUUUACAGAAAUGUGAUUCAUGCUCUUGCAAGCAUACUUGAACAAGAAGGGAUUCCAGGUUUAUAUAGAGGGUUGGGACCAAGCUGUAUGAAGUUGGUACCAGCCGCCGGCAUCUCCUUCAUGUGCUAUGAAGCGUGCAAGAGAGUUCUGGUUGAGAUUGAUGGCGAGGAAUAAGGAUGAGAGAGGCAGAAUUCAUACUUCUACUUUCGGUCCCAGGUGGAAUUGCAUACUUAACACGUUCGGCUUAUUUAUUUUACAUCUUCUUUUAAUAAUAUUAUUGGAUAUUUUUCCCCAACUUUUUUUUCUUGAAGCAAAUUAGGGUGGAAUAUUGGUUUCCUAAGUUAUCUAUUCUUUUUAACCACUUGACACUUUAGUCAGUUUAGGCAUCCUCCUGGCUAUGAUGGUUUCACUUUAGGUGUUACUUGUCAUACUGUUCUUAUUUUCUUCUCUGCAUAGUGACUAACCUGUUUUGGUAGGGUGCUUAUUUCCUUUAUGCUCAAUUCUUGACUUCUCGUUGGUAA